CACUUUCUCUGCACCACCUUCACCUUCACAAGAUGAACCACAACACAAGCAAUAAUUCAAGAGGAGAGAAGAAAUACCAGGGAGUUCGGCGUCGAAAAUGGGGCAAAUGGGUGUCGGAAAUCCGGGUUCCGGGCAGUCAAGAACGUCUGUGGUUAGGCACAUACUCAUCACCUGAAGCUGCUGCUGUGGCACAUGACAUUGCAUUCUUUUGCUUACGUGGACCGGAUUCUAUCGACGGUCUUAACUUCCCGACGACCAUUCCGGCUGGUCUUAGGACGGAUAUGUCUCCAAGGUCAGUGCAGAGAGCUGCAUCUGAUGCUGGCAUGGCGAUUGAUGCACGGAUGGUCUCAGAGAAGGAAGUGAAGGUCGAGGAGGGAAGUAGUAGUUGUCAUGGUGGAGUGACUAAUCAUGGUUUGGAGAUGGGUUUAUGUGGUGAUGAUGAUUAUAGAGGGACGUUAGCUCAGGGAAGUGAAGGUGGUGAGGCCUUGAACAUUUCUGUUGAAGACUAUCUAUAGAAGUACUGAUCAAUCUGUAAUGGGUUUUGUAUGAUCAUGGUAUAUAUAUAUUUAUGGAGGCAUUAUAUAUGAUAUUAUGCAUCACUUCUUAUUAGUUAUUAUAUGUUCUUUUCCUGGAAAUAUAAAUUGUGAUCUUUUAACU
Molecule: messenger RNA, 657 nt
Organism: Tripterygium wilfordii
Lineage: Eukaryota; Viridiplantae; Streptophyta; Magnoliopsida; Celastrales; Celastraceae
Product: ethylene-responsive transcription factor ERF019-like
Exons: 1
Coding region: 33-515 (160 amino acids)
Biological process (GO): regulation of DNA-templated transcription
Molecular function (GO): DNA-binding transcription factor activity; DNA binding
Source: RefSeq, a predicted model, not a curated record